AUGCACCGUGCUGCCGUCACGGCGCAGUGCGGCGGGGCCUCCCCUGCGUCCGACCUCGAGGAGGGCGCCUGCGUGAAGAACGUGGCCCUGGUGCUGGUCGAGGGCCCCGACCAGCAGCAGCAGCUGGCCGCCCUGGUGCUGCCGGACCAGCGCAUGUCGGGCGCCAUGGUGCUGCCGGACGGGGGGGACGCGCCCCAGGGGCCGGCCUCGGCGGGGGGCGUGGCCGCCGCCUGGAGGGCCUACUACGACCACCCGCUCACGGCCGCCACCACGGCGAUGCUCAACAUCUCCGAGGAGCAGGCCCUCAUGUACGAGUACGCCGGGGCCCUCAAGCCACAGCAGCAGAUGGCCGCCACCCUGCCCGAGAUAUGGACCCACGCGGUCUCGGUCCCGGCCACGUCCUCUUCGUCACCCCCGACAACGAGCAAGAGCCCGGCGUCCCCGGCGACGAGCCGUCAAGAAGCGCUCUUCAUGGGAAAGUCCGAAGCCAACGACGGAGGGGACCUCGUUGAGGCUGCCCUCGCCGACGAACCCAAGGCUGAGGAGGUGUCCGCCACCGUGGUUAUCAAGCAGGAGGCUGCUGAGGGCCCCAAGUCGGACGACAUGAUGGAGCCCAAGAGCCCCUACUCGCCCGUCUUCGCCACGGUGCAGCCCGCGCAGCCAUACUCAGGAGACCUGUUCAGCGUGCUGACCACGAGCGCCUUCUCUGGUGGUGCGAGUCCCCCGCGGCCCAUCUACUCCGGUGGGGCGUCGGAGUACUACCGACCCAGCACGGACUACUACUCUGCGGGCAAUGGAGACCAGUACCAGCAGGCGGUGCGCCAGCAGCAACUUGUGGCUGCGGCGGCCGCUGCGGCGGCGGGUGGCGGUGGUUACGCCGAGCCGGAGCCUGGCUUUGUGGACCGCUACAUCCGCCAGAACGGCUCUGCGGCGGCCGUCAACGGCUUCAAGGGCAGCUUGCUCAGUGUUGACCUGCCGUCGCCCGACUCCGGCAUCGGAGAGGCCACCAUGACUCCCAGGGAGUCCGCCAGCCUACCGCAGAUCUUCGACUACUCCGAGCUGUCGCAGGCGCAGAUGCUCACCUCCCCCGAGCAGACGAACGGGACGGCUAGCAGCGGCAGCAGGCCGGGCAGCUCGCAGUCGAUGCGUCGGUCCUGGCACGAGUACGGCAGAGCCUCGGACGCGGACAAGAUACAGAUACCAAAAAUACAAUCGGAUGUAGGGUUCAAAUAUUACCUCGAGUCGCCCAUCUCGACGAGUCAGCGGCGAGAGGACGACCGCAUCACGUACAUCAACAAGGCAGGUCAAUUCUACGGUAUUACGCUGGAGUACGUCCCCGACCCGGACAAGCCCCUGAGGAACACGCCAGUCAAGAGCCUCGUGAUGCUCGUGUUCCGAGAGGAAAAGUCGCCCGAGGAUGAAAUCAAGGCGUGGCAGUUCUGGCACAGCAGGCAGCACAGCGUCAAACAGAGGAUACUCGAUGCCGACACCAAGAACAGCACAGGCAUCAUGGGCCAGAUCGAAGAAGUGACGCACAACGCCAUUGCCUUCUACUGGAAUCCUCUGGAGAGCCCCGCCAAGGUGAACGUAGCCGUGCAGUGUCUGAGCACGGACUUCAGCAACCAGAAAGGCGUCAAGGGGCUGCCGCUGCACCUGCAAAUCGACACGUACGACGAGUACAGGGAGAGCUGCACGCCCGUGCACCGGGGCUACUGCCAAAUCAAGGUCUUUUGCGACAAGGGGGCCGAGCGGAAAACCCGAGACGAAGAGAGGAGAGCCGCCAAACGGAAACUCACCGCCACGGGCAAUGGCCGCAAGAAGAUUGAGGAGAUGUACCACCAGUCCUGUGAUAGGUCCGAAUUCUACUCCAUGAGUGAUCUCAUUAAGCCACCCGUGCUGUUUACGCCCAGCGAGGACACAGACAAGGUAUCCGGCAUGGAACUCAGCUUCUACACCAGUCAGGUGAUCGUUCCCGACGACCAGCCCACCGCAGAGAAACUCAAAAUUCCACCGGAUGAGCUGCCCCCUGCAGCAGCAGCCCUCGCAAGCGCCGACUGGCCGGGACUCUUUGGUCAGACAAGGAUGGAUAGGAGAGACAAGCUAGAUGCGUGCCCCAACAGCGAGCCUGCCGCUCCUCCCCUGAAGAAGCUGAAGGUGUUCCCAAGCGACAGAGUGCUGCUCUACGCUCGUCGGGAAAAAGAAGAAUUUUUCCAGCCGCUGCAUCUUGUGCCACCUUCGCUGGCUGGCCUAGCGAAAGCGAUCGAGAGCAAGUACAAAGUAGAGGCGUCCAGUAUAAAGAACAUAUUUAAGAGGUGCAAAAAAGGCGUGACGGUGCGGAUGGACGACGACAUGGUGAAGCACUACUGCAACGAGGACACCUUCCUGCUCGAGCUGCUGCCCACAGAGGACGCCGUCGACGUCACCCUCGUCGAACUGUGA
Molecule: messenger RNA, 2439 nt
Organism: Ixodes scapularis (black-legged tick)
Lineage: Eukaryota; Metazoa; Arthropoda; Arachnida; Ixodida; Ixodidae
Gene: grh
Product: protein grainyhead
Exons: 17
Coding region: 1-2439 (812 amino acids)
Biological process (GO): regulation of transcription by RNA polymerase II
Cellular component (GO): nucleus
Molecular function (GO): RNA polymerase II cis-regulatory region sequence-specific DNA binding; DNA-binding transcription activator activity, RNA polymerase II-specific
Source: RefSeq, a predicted model, not a curated record